This is a messenger RNA of Pteronotus mesoamericanus, 1614 nucleotides long. RefSeq names its product thioredoxin domain containing 2 (gene TXNDC2). Gene Ontology annotation, molecular function: protein-disulfide reductase activity. Bases 1 to 1614 code for a protein of 537 amino acids. Gene Ontology annotation, cellular component: cytosol. The transcript is spliced from 2 exons. The record is from RefSeq and is a predicted model, not a curated record. Lineage: Eukaryota; Metazoa; Chordata; Mammalia; Chiroptera; Mormoopidae.
AUGGAAAGUUAUAAAGCUGGAGCCCCAGAAGAACUGAAAAUGAGGUCAGAUAAACAAGCAGAAACACAUAAAGGUGAUCCUAAUGACAGUCUACUAUCACAGGUUCUAUCCAGCCAUGUGACUCUCCUAGUCCCAGAGUUCUUGGAUCCAGCCCUCACCCAGGAGAAGGCCUCUGUCCAUGACAUCAGCAAUAUACAACACAUACCUGCAGAGGAGUCCAAAGUUCCACAGCUGGAGAACACAUUCCUCCCUGAGCAAGGUGGUGACAUCUCCAGUUCCUCAGCGAAAAUCUUGCAGCUCAAGGAAGGUGAUACCACCAAUACCUCAACAAAAACCAUCCCACCCAAACAGAGUGACACACCCAGUUCCCCAGGGAAAACCGUCUUGCCUAAAGAAGGUAACACCUUUAAUUCCUCAGAAAAAAACAUCUUUCCCAAAGAGGGUAACACUGCUAAUUCCUCAGAAAAAAACAUGCAGUCCAAGCAGAGUGACAUCUCCAAUUCUCCAACCAAAACUAUCCCACCGAAGCAGGGUAACAUCUCCAGGUCCCCAGGAAAAACCACCUUGCCUAAAGAGGGCAACACCCCUAAUUCCUCAGAAAAAGACAUUCCAUACAAGCAGGUUGACAACCCCAAGUACUCAGCAAAAACCACCCCGCCCAAUCAGGCUGACACCUCCAAGUCCUCAGCAAAAGCGAUUCUGCCCAAGCAGGCUGACACCCCCAAUUCCUCAGAAAAAACCAUCCCACCCAAGCAGGUUGAUAGCCCCAAUUUCUCAGAAAAAACCAUCCUGCUCAAGCAGGCUGACACACCCAUUUCCUCAGCCAAAACUAUCCUGCCCAAGCAAGACAAAACCCCCAAGCUCUCAGCAAAAACCAUUUCCCCUAAACAGGGUGAUGUCCCCAAAUCCUCAGAAGAAACCAUCCAGCCAAAGGAGGGCAAUACCCCCAAGCGCUCAGCAAAAUUCAUUUCACCCAAAGAAGGUGACGUCUCUAACUCCUCAGAAAAAAACAUUUCACCCAAGCAAGGUGACACCCCCAAACCCCCAGAAGAAACCAUUCAGCCCAAGGAGGGUGACAUUCCCAACUCCCCAGAAAAAAACAUUUCACCCAAGCAGGGUGACAUCCCCAAAUCCCCAGGAGAAACCAUCCAGCCCAAAGAGGAUGACACUUCCAACUCCUCAGAAAAAGCCAUCCAGCUCAAGGAGGGUGAAACCCCCAAGCCCUCAGAAGAAACCAUUCAGCCUGUAGAAGGUGACAUCCCAGCAGAAGAAACAGUGGAGCUCUUAGAGGUCGACUUGGUGAAAGUGAUCCUGAACAAACAGGAUUUUGAGUUGGCACUCAAGGAGGCUGGGGAGAGGCUGGUGGUCGUGGACUUCUCAGCCACAUGGUGUGGGCCUUGCAGGACCAUCAAGCCCCUUUUCCAUUCCCUGUCUGGGAAGCACAGGGAUGUAGUGUUCCUGGAAGUGGAUGUUGAUGAGUGUGAGGAGGUGGUGAAAGACCAUGAGAUCACUUCCAUUCCAACCUUUCAGUUUUAUAAAAAAGGAGAAAAGGUGGGUGAAUUUUGUGGCGCCCUUGAAGAAAAACUCAAAACAAUCAUUGCAGAAUUAAAGUAG